CGAUCUGAUCGAUCUCGUCGUGCAAAUGGCGUCUGUACAGAGGGCGCAAACGGGCGCCAAUGCUGGCACGACUGGGCCUGGACUCAAGGGCCCCGAGACGCAAGUCGCGGCGCCGGCGCCGCCCGUCAAGAUUUCGACGCUCGAGGGAUUCGCCGUCGGGUCCUGCGCUGCGUCGAGUGCCGUCCUCUUCUCGAACCCCGCCGAGGCGGUCAAGACGAGGAUGCAGCUCCAGGGCGAGCUGCUGGAGUCGGGCGCCUCCAAGCAGCGGCUCUACAAAAACGCAUGGGACUGCCUGCGCAAGACGGCACGGACCGAGGGCGUCGCCGGUGUCCAGCGCGGCCUCGGUGCGGCCCUCGUCUACCAGGUCUGCCUCAACGGCAGCCGCCUGGGCUUCUACGAGCCCUUUCGGCGCGCAUUCAGUCGUCUUGCCGGGCGCGACGUCAAAGAGGUCUGGGCACCCGGUGCACUGGCUGCGGGUGCCAGCUCGGGCGUCGUCGGUGCGAUCCUGGGCAACCCGCUGUUCCUCGUCAAGGCGCGUCAGCAGGCCUACUCACCCCACUUCACCAUCGGGAAGACGUCGUACCACUACAAAAAUGCCCUCGACGGCCUGGUGAGCAUCGUUAGGACCGACGGCGUGCGCGGGCUGGCCAGAGGCAUGGACGCAGCCAUCCUCCGGACAGCGAUGGGGAGCACAGUGCAGCUGCCGGCCUACAACUGGUUCAAGACCUACCUCGUCGGUCUCACGCCCGACAACAAUGCCCUGGGCACCUACAAUCCCUUCUUGCUUCUUGCGGGCAAGCCAAACUCCUUUUGGACAUACCUGGCCUCGUCGACGUUUAGCGGCCUCUGCGUCUGUGCAGUCAUGCAGCCUGCCGACACGGCGUUGAGCAGGGUGUACAACCAGCCGACGAUGAUCGAUGCGAGGGGAAAGUCCGUCGGGACGCUGUACAGAGGCCCACUGCACUGCCUCUACCUCACGGCCAAGACCGAGGGGCCACUGGCGUGGUACAAGGGCACAACGGCUCACCUUGCGCGGAUUGCGCCUCACACAGUCCUUACCCUCGUUCUCAACGAGGCCUACCUCCGAUACUACUCCAACUGGAAGGCCGGCCGGAGAAUAUUCAGCGACCCAGUCGAGAAAGUCGUGUAGCGGGUCCAGGAAGGGGUAAAGGGGAGCUUGCACAGCAGUAAUAGAUCACCCAAAAACAAUGGUCUCAAAACUGGAAAC
Messenger RNA from Acaromyces ingoldii, 1228 nucleotides. Its product is annotated as mitochondrial carrier. NCBI's taxonomy places the organism in Eukaryota, Fungi, Basidiomycota, Exobasidiomycetes, Exobasidiales, Cryptobasidiaceae. The transcript has 3 exons. The record is from RefSeq and is a predicted model, not a curated record. Bases 26 to 1150 code for a protein of 374 amino acids.